AUGCGACAACAUUUCCGGCAUGUGACCAUCCCGUCUGUCAAGCAUGCCAGCUACUCUGCGACGAAAGAAGCGCUGGCCAAAGAAUGCAACAGCUUCAAGCCGGAUAUUGUUGUCGCUCAUUCGGCCGGCGUGGGGAAGGCUGUCACCCUGGCGACGACUGGGACCUUCCUUGGGCCUUUGGUGCUCUUGGCCGGCGGGAACGGCUGUGCGCCGGUCUCUGACAUGACCGGGCGAGCAGUCACACUGGUUGUGCCAAGCGCUGAUCCGGAUGCGGCUGCGCAGAAGCGAGCCUUGCGAUCGGCGCUGGACACAUCUAUGGUGUGCGGCGUAGACGUCGAGGAUAAGCACGACCUCAAUAAGUCUAUGGUGGAGCAAGCGAUGCUUCGCAAAAUCAUCGAGGAUACGUACAAGCGUCACACGGGAGCUGUUUUGGCCCCGGCCGCCGCCGUCGACUCUGCUGCCAAGGUGGAGACUCCUGUGAAGGAGCAGGUGAAAUGGAUCUUUUCGGAGUGGGAUCUGAACGAUGACGGUCUGGUCACCGGCGCCGAGUUCAAAGAAAGCCUCGCAACGCUGUGCGAUCAGAUGUCGCCCGAGGAUGUGGAGACAGUGGUUCAAAUUGUAGAUAAGAACAAGGACGGCCAGGUGGACGUCGAUGAGUUUCUGGAAUGGGUCUUCUCGGGUGCUGAGCAUGCGGAGAAGGUCCUCGCCGAGACGGCGGCGCCUUCUCCACCCGAGCCGUCCACAGCAAAGGACGGUGAUGCCAAAGCCGAAGCCACAGAAGUGGCAGAAGCAGAGGCAUUGCACGAGCCAGCUUCGCCAGAGCAGCCGUCAGCUGCCCCGUCCGCAGAGCCAGAGCAAGCAGAAGCUUCGGCCGAGACUGCGGCAGAGGCGCCGGCAGAGCCCAGCUCCACGGAACCCGCGCCGGCGCCACCAACUGAGGUAGGCGCAGAGAUCGAGGAUGCUGCCGAUCUGCCAGCUGCACCUUUUUCUACAGCGUCGUGUUUCUACGCGGCGGAGCCAGGUCAGCUCUACACUUGGGGACGUGGAAGCGAUGGUCAGCUCGGGCAAGAGAAGAUGCGAUUCCCCUCUGUCAACUGUGCCCUGCCCUACCCCAUCCCACGCCUGAACCAGGUUGUUCACGUUUCCUGCGGCGGCGGUCAACAAGGUUGCACUGGAGCGGUCACAGCAGAUGGAGCUCUCUACACUUUCGGCAACAACUUCAAGGGUCGGUUGGGCCAUGGGGAUGGGCCGAAUGUCACUGAGCCAAGAAGAGUAGAAGCUUUGGCAAAGGAGCGGGUACUCAUGGCGGCUUUCGGAAGCGACCAUGGCUCUGCUCUGGUGGGCGGUGGGAGAGUGUUUCUAUGGGGCAGCAAUCGGUAUGGACAGCUGGGUCGAGGGCACGCGGACAAGGCCGAUGCCAAACCGAAGGAAGUCGCGCUGCCAGCUGCUGCCGUGCAAAUUGAUUGCGAGGACCAGUAUUCGGCCGCUCUACUCGAGGACGGACGACUCUUCACCUGGGGCAGCAACGGCCACGGCAGGCUUGGACAUGGAACGACGGAUGUGUCGGUUCACACUCCUACAGCAGUGGCAGCCGAGGGCGUGAGCUUGGUUCUGGUGAGCCUCGGCUCUCUCUAUGCGGGGGCAGUGGGCAGCAACGGCGAACUCGUGAUGUGGGGCUACGGGGGCCACGGCAACCUGGGCCUCGGCGACCGAGCGCCGCGCUCGGCACCGGCAGCCGUGGUUCUACCUGAACCUGCAAGGCACGCAAUGGGCUUGGGUUUGUGUGAAGACUGA
This is a messenger RNA of Symbiodinium sp. CCMP2592, 1794 nucleotides long. NCBI's taxonomy places the organism in Eukaryota, Dinophyceae, Suessiales, Symbiodiniaceae. The record is from the annotation of a GenBank genome assembly.